UGUCUAGCUUGACGUCUGCAGUAAAGACUAGCCGAUCUGAACUUGAGGACAACAUUGCGUUUUUAAUGAUUUAUUCUUCAUUUUAUUAUGAAAAGAUGGUGUUUAUGCAACAUUCAGUAAGUUUUAAUUAAGUAGCUGGACUACACCACCGCAGCCAUGUGGGGGCGCAUGUCGAAUAUGAUGCAGAAUGUCCAAGGGGACACGCCUACAAGAGAUGGUGGAGCGGGAGCUCAACAGGGUGGCAGUACGUCAUCCCCGGGGGAUGCAAGCUUUGUGUCAGCGGGAGACGCAAGCUUCGUCAGCACCUCGGACGCUCAGGAUCAACUGGAAGAACAGAACCGCCUUGUAACACAACUCAAGGACAUGAUCAGAGGGAAGGAUAAGGAGUUGGUUGAGUCUAGCGCAAAGCUUUCUAAAUUUAAACUCCAGGCCAAGGCUAAGAUAACGACCCUGACCUCUCAGCUAGAGGCGGCCAAGAAGAGUGGUGAUGGCUCAGAGGCAAAGAGUGAUGGAGGAGGAGACGACGCAUCGAGUCGCGGGAAGCUCCUUCUCUUGAAGAAGAAGCUUGAUGAGAAGGAAAGAGCCCUCAAGGACAGCGUUGAGAAGAGGAGUAAACUAGAGGAGGUGGUGAACACUAAGCAGGAGCUACUGAAUGAGAGAGAUAGCAGGGUAGCGCAGUGUGAAGGGAGGAUUGAUGAGCUGGAGGAACAGGAAAGGAAUAGAAUAGCUGAACUUCAGGAGAAAGACAAAACCAUAGAGAAACGGGAUGCGAUGCUGGAGGCUCUUAGGAGCGGUGGUGCUGCCGUCGUCAUGGAUACGGGUCCUACAACACAACUCACGAGCAAGAUAACAGACUUAGAGAGAAUAUUAGGUGAGGAAGAGGGCAGGUACCAAGAAGUCCUGGAACAGCUAGUCCGCAAGGACCAACUGAUCAUGGAACAGAGUGAGCGGGUCCUGGUUCUGGAGCGCCAGACCCAUGGGGCUCAGAUGAUGACCCAGGAUCAAGGAGAGGUCAUCGAGGGUAGAGAUAGGGCCAUCAAGGUCGUACAAGAGGAGUGCAACCAGAAAGACAAAGCGAUAGAAGAUCUGAACAAGGUGAUGGAGAACAUGAGAUACAAGAUGGAGUCAACGGACGAGAGAAUCACUCAGCUAGCAGACGACUUAGAAGCGAAGGAGGCCCUCUUAAGGCAGGAGAAGGAGAGGUACGAGAAGGAGAAGGCAUUGCUGGAGGAGAAGCUUCAGAUCUAUGAGAGUCCGGAGAAAGGCGAUGCAGACGCUAAGCAACAAGAAUUCAUCAAGAAUCUUGAACGUCGUUGUCAGGAGACGGAGGGGAACCUUGAUGCUAAGACCAAAGUGAUUGAGAUGCUUCAGGAGGAGAUUGCUUCUAAGGAGAAAGCUGACAUGGAUCAUCAGAGGAGCAUGACAGCUCUGGGAGAGAAACUUGGUAUCACCAAAGAACAGAUGAGAGCCAUGCAGGAACAGUUUGUGGAGAAUGAAGAAUCAUGGAAGAAAGAGAAGGACGAGAUGAAUUCCAGAUUAAAAGAAACAGAAGAACUCAAAAACAAGUUAGACUCUGACAACACAGAGAAGAUGAAUGCUCUCACUGCCUUACAGACUGCUCUCAAGCAGUACGAGACUGCUUACAACCAAGCUAGCUCACAGUAUAACACUCUGGCUCAAAACUAUGAGCAACUCCAAGCAGAGCUGACCCAGGCUAAAUCAGAGCUCGACACUGCAAACACAGAGAGUGAGGCAUCGAAGAAGGAGGGUGAAGAUAAGGAGAAGGAUGGAGUUCAAGAGAAGGAAGAGCUGAAGCGAAGGGUUGGAGAACUGGAGAGAGAAGUUGAGGAAAGGAUAGGAGAGUUAAGAAGGACUAAAGAUGAGGUGGAGGAGCUGAAGGUGGAGAGGGAGAAGGAGAAGGAAGAUCUUGAAAGAAGGAUUAAGGGAUUAGAAGGAGAGGUUGAAGAAGGGAAGACAAACUUAGAUGCAGCACAAAGAGAGUGUGAUGGAUUGAAGGAUCAAGGUGAGGAGAGUGAACGGACAGGCAUGCAUAGAAGGGCAGAACUUGAACAAAGGAUAGUAGAACUAGAAGAAGAAGUAGAGAAUGGAAAAUCAAAACUAGAUGAAUUGAAUCAGGAAAUCAUGAAGAAAGAUGGAGAGAUCAAGGGAGAAGCUGAAGGGAAGACUGAUCUGGAAAGUAGGUUAGCAGAGCUGGAAGGAGAGUUGGAGAAAGGAAGAACUGAGUUGGAUAGAGUGAAGGAAGAGAAGGAGAAGAAGGAAGAGGAGAUAGCUGAUUUCAAGACCAAGGCAGAGGAGAAGUUUAACAAGUUGAAGAACCAAGCUAAGAACAAGGUUAAGGCUCUGGAGGAAGAGCUUCAAGGAUUGAAAAAGGUCGAUUCCCUGGUUGAGGAGGUGAACGAUCUGAAGAAUAAUGUCGCAGAGUUAGAAGAUGAGAAAGGAAACCUACAACUCAGACUGGUCGACUUUGAGGAGACCAAAGCUCAAAUCGAAAAUCUUGAGAAGGUUUUGAUUCAGAAGGAGGAUAAGAUCAAGAUGGUUGAAGAGGAGAAGGGAGAGGUUCUGAAGAUGAUGCAAGAAACAGGAGAAGAGAGGAUGAAACUGGAAGAGAAGAUAGAGGAGCUUACUGCACAGGUUGAACAGAAUCAAAUCAACCACAACCAGGCUGAGGAAGACAAGAUCAAUGAACUCAACUCCAUGGUCGACGAUGUCCGUGCCAAGCUGGUCGAUGCCGAGGAGCGAUGCGACCAGGAAGUGAAAUCAAGGGUCAGUGUCGAGUCUCGUCUGGUGGACCUUACUGACUUUAGAAAAUCAUCACAGUCACACAUGGCUGAGCAAGACGAGAAGAUCAAGUCUUUAGAGGCCUCGUUGGAAGAGACGAACAAUAGCUUGGCAGAGACGGAACAAGCGAGGGCGGGCUUGUCAGAGGAGAAGGUUACUACUGAGCUGAAGAUGGUUCAACUGGAGGAGGAAAAGGAUGGCUUGGAGCAGAAAACCGUCCACCUCUCAGACCAGAUUGCAGAGAUGAAGAGGAAGAUGGAGACAGAGUUUCAAUCUCUGGUUGAGAUGGAGAGAGAGAAGGAAGGGAUGACAGCGAAUCUUGAGAAGAAGGAAGAGCAGAUUACAUCCUUGAUCUCUGACCUCCAGCAAGCAGCAGAUUCAAAGGUCAAACUCGAGAGCACAAUAUCAGAAUUGAAGGAGAGUAUAUCAGAGCUGACUGAAGGCAAGCAGAAGGCCGAGGCAAACCUUGAGAUGCUUCAGAUGGAUCUAGAUCAAGCCAUCUCCCAGAUGGAGAACCAAACCUCUAUAUCUGCGGCAGAGAAAGCAGACCUAGAGUCGACCAUCAAGAACAGGGAAAGAGAGCUGACGGACCUUGCGCAGAAAUGCCAAGAGAAAGAGGAAGAGAUUACCAAACUGGGUGAAGAGUUACAGGAGAGGACCAGGGUUGUUGAAAGACUUGAAGGAGAGGUGUCAGAGAAGGGAUAUAAGAUUGAAUCCCUUGAGGCGACGGUUGGACAGAAGGAUCGAGAGUUGGAUAUGAUGAAUGAAGGACAGAGUGAAGAGGGAAGGAAGAACGAAUCUAAGAUGUCUUCGCUGCUCCAGCAGAUCGCAGAGCUUGAGACGGAGCUGAUGAGCAUUCAGAGAGGUCUUGAUGAGAAGGAGAAGCUGGUGGAGAACCUACAGGAAGAGGUAGAGAAGGCUAGGAAUGAGCUGCAAAAGAAUUCUCAAGAUGCCACUGAGAACCUAGAAAAGAUCUCCAAGCAGUUGGAGGAGAAGGAGAAACAUGCAGGCUCCUUGCAGGAGCAGCUCCUGGAUUCCUUGAAGCUUGUACAGGACAAGGAGAACUCAUACCAGGAGCUCCUUAAAAGAGAGAAGGAGGAGUCCUCUGAGAUUCAGAUCAAACUGAAUCAAGAAGUUUCUGGUCUCAGGGAUAACCUAGAGACAUCUCAGAAAGAAGCGGCCGACUUGAAGAUGAGGUUAGAAGACACUCAGAAGCAGAAGGAGCAACUCUCUGAGAAGAUAAUAACGGAUGUAGAAUCAUUGCAAAAAGCCUCAAGUAACAAGGAGGAAGAGAUGAAUCAAGCUAGGUUGGAGGCUGAAAGGGUGUCAGAGGAUUUGACUAACAAGCUCCAAGUAUCCUCCAAAGAAAAUGAACAGUUCCAGGAGAGGGUUAAGAAAUUAGAGGUAGAGUUAUCAGAGCUAGGAGAACAGCUUUCUCAUCAGGAAGAGAUAGUUGCUUCUCUAGAUGUUGACAAGAAACAGCUGGAGGAAGCACUUGGGUUGAAAGACCAAAACCUUAUGAUGAUGAGAGUGAAGUUGGAUGAAACGAUGCAACAAAAUCAAGAACAAGAUCAGAACAUCCAGGAAAGAGAUGUCACAAUAUCCUCCUUAAAGGAAAAACUUCAGGAUGCUGAAGAGAAGUCUUCCAAAUCUGAAGAGAAUAUGAAAUUGUUGGAAGAAAAGCUUGAAUCUUGUUUGAAGGAUCUGGAAAGUCUUAAAGAUGCAGUCGCACAAAAGGAUAAUCUAAUCACAGAUCUGCAGAAAGAUGUUGAGGAAAGAUCAGCAGAAAUGAAAAGACUGGUAGACACUAAUCAUGAGACGGAAAGUAUUUCCCAAAGACAGGUGCAAGACAUUCAGAAUCUGCAAACAAACAUUAAUGAUAAGGACAAUCAAUUAGUAACCCUGCAGGAAAGACUGCAAGAAAUGAAGGAGGAUGAUGAUACAAGACUUGCCUCUAUGCAAGGGAGACAGGAUGAGAAGGAGAGAGAAUUCCUGAAGUUGAAAGAAGAGAUGACUGAGCUACUUGAAAAGAGCAGAGAGGAUGCAAAUGAGGAGAGAAAAGAGAAGGAAAGGAUCGGCCAAGAAAAGGACAGCAUCGUUAUGGAGAAGGACAAUAGAAUUAGAGAGAUAGAGGCAAAGAUUGAAGAACUAAUGGCAGAUGAGAGGAAGCUGAAAGAGGAAACCGAGAAAAUUGCCAAACAACUUUUAGAUGGUGCAGAAGAAAGGGAUCAGAUGCAGAAAUCAUUAGAAGCUGUCUGCAGAGAGAAAGAGCAAGUCCAGGAAGAGCUCACUCUAGCCAAAGAUCAAAUCACUAGCCUACACCAGGUGCUAGUGGAUAAAGAAGAUGAAGUAGCUCAAGUGAGACGGUCCUUAGAUGAAAAAGAGAAGCAAAAACAGGAAGAGGUUACAGUAAUGCAGGAAUCCCUUCAAAGAGCACAAAAUGAAAAGACUGGAUUUGAGAGCCAUGUUGAAAAAGAGAAGACUACAUUGCAGGAAUCACUGGAUUCACUUAGAAAUGAACUUCAUGAUAAGAAUACUGCCAUGAAGGAGAUAGAGGAGAAGUUGAUAGAAAAGGAAACUGCCCAGAAAUCUUUAGAAGAAAGGUUAGCCGAGAAAUCUGAUAUUGUAGAACAGUUGACUCAAAAGGUCAUUGAGAACGAAGAAGUUUCAACACAAGAACUUCAAAGGCUACAAGAGAAGCUAAGGUAUGCUGAAGAGGAAAAGGACAAGGUGGCUGUUGAGAUGGAGCAGGAGAGAGGACAACUUCAAGAACAUUUUAACCAAUUAGAGAUGGAGAAACAGAGGAUAUCAGAGGAGUUGGAGCAGAGGAAAGCAGCUCUUGAAAGAGUAGGAGUACAGCAGGCAGAUAGGGAGCAGCUCUUUAAUGAGGAGCUGAGCGCUAUUCAGGCAGACCUCGUUCGUAGUCAGGAGGAAAGGAGAGAAGCAGAAGCAGAGUUUGAAGAGAAGCAGACAACCAUGGAGAGCAGAUUGAAUGAGAAAGAAGGAGAAAUGGCAACCCUAACGGAUGACUUGGACCUAUUCAAGAAAAAGAUGGAGAAGCUUAGUCAGGAUGCAGAUGAGAAGGAAAGCAAUCUGCAACAGGAGUUGACUUCAUUGAGGGGAUCCAUGGCUAACAGUAGUGGUGAGACAGCAGAACUUGUCAAACAGAUUACGGAGAGAGACCAGAAGAUCAAAGCUAUGGAGGAGGACUCUUCCUCCAAGAAGGAACAACUGGACAAACGCAUCCAAAACCUGAAAGAGAAGCUCAAGAAGGCCGUAGUCAAAGUCAAAGAAUUGAGUAGCACCGUAGCUGAGCAGUCCACAAGGAUAGAAGAGUAUUCUACAAAGAUAGAAGAACAAUCCACUGUAAUAGACGAACAGACCACAACAAUAGAGGAAGCAGAGAGAAGGCUUAGUAAGAAAGAAGUUGUGGAAGAGCGGCUUCAUUCCCUCACCCAGGCAACAGAAGAAUACCAGCAGAAGUUGGAUAAGAUGAGACGAGAACUUGAAGAGCGAGAUCUAGCUGUCCAGUCUCUGAAGGAUGUUAUGAUGUCCAGAGAGGAAGACGUCAAUGCUCAAUCUGAGAUGUUGGAUCGUAGUCUGGCUGAUGUCAAUGAGAAGGUUGAUGCCUUGAACGCAGAGCUCCAGCAGCGGGAUGAGGUCGUCCAGGACCUCCAGACGAUUUUAGCAGAGAAGGAAUCGACCUUGGAGGGGUUGAGCCAGAGCUUUACAGAGAAAGAUUCCUUGAUCCAAAGCCUCCAGGAGGAGAUCGCAUCUCAGAAGAACAAGGCGGAGGAGAUGAUGCAGACAGCACCCGGAGAUGAAGAAGAUGGAGGAUCAGGGAAGAAGGAUGAGAUUGUGAAGCUGAAGCAGGAAAUAGAGCAGGGAAAACAGAGGUAUGGUAAGCUCCUUGCAAAAGCCAAAGAUAUGAAAACAAAGUUUGAAGUCGCCAACCAGAGAAACCGAGAAUUAGAGGCGGAGGUUGCGAAUCUUCAACGAGAGCAAGAGGAGAGGGGGAUUGCCGUCCAGCAGAGAGAAGAGGAAGAAAGUUCAAGGAGAGCUGAAGAAGGGGAAUCAAAGGAGGAGCUCUUAGAGAUCUUGAGGAAGAACGAUGAACUUCAAGCGCAAGUCUCUGAUCUUCAAGCGCAAGCCUCUGAACUUGAGAGACUCGUUUCUGAGAAUGAAUCAGUCUUACAGAACAAAGCCGCAGAGCUACAGGACACAGCCGCAGAGCUACACAACACAUCAGAGGAGCUCAAGCAUUUGAGGGAGGCUUUAUCUCAGAAAGAAGCAGAGAUGGGUGAUGAAGAGGAGUGGAAAAGGAACAUGAUGUCGUCCUUAGAUGACAAAGAAGCUGAAAUUAAUCAACUUAAAUCUGAAAUACAAGACAAAUCCAUGCAACUGGAUGAAGCUAUUAGUGAGUUGGACAAUGUGACUAAAAUACUGAGUGAGAGGGAAGGAACAAGCCAACAGCGACUUGCAGAGCUCCAAGAAGUUGUAUCAGCAAGAGAAAGUGAUAUAGAACGACUGGAAGCAAUAGCAUCAGAGAAGGAAGACCUGGUGCAGAGAUGUCAAGAGAAAGAAGAUGUCUUAUCCAGGUUGACCCUUCAGUUGGAAGAACAGGCAACUAAGUUUGAAGAAAUGGAGAAGCAGCUGGAGCAUAUGACUGAAGGAUUCAGGUCAAGUUUGGAUCAUUCUGAAGCAGAGCUUGGCAAAGCUAGGGAAAGUUUAGGAUUGAUGGAAGCAGAGGUUGGACGACUCCAGCAGGAGAAAGAAGAUAUUCUGGGUAAGAUGAAGGCAGAGAAUGCUGCAUUGAUGGAGAAAGAAGGAACCUUGCAGGAGCAGAUUGAUGAAAAGAGAUAAUGACGAUGAAACUUGAUGAAGCGAGGCAUGAGACGGCUCGACUUACAGGAGAGAACGGUGAGAU
Messenger RNA from Strongylocentrotus purpuratus (purple sea urchin), 7726 nucleotides. Its product is annotated as putative leucine-rich repeat-containing protein DDB_G0290503. Gene Ontology annotation, cellular component: Golgi apparatus. The record is from RefSeq and is a predicted model, not a curated record. The coding region runs from base 157 to 7662 and encodes 2501 amino acids. The transcript is spliced from 15 exons. NCBI's taxonomy places the organism in Eukaryota, Metazoa, Echinodermata, Echinoidea, Camarodonta, Strongylocentrotidae.